This is a messenger RNA of Diaporthe batatas, 1298 nucleotides long. RefSeq lists its product as uncharacterized. Gene Ontology annotation, molecular function: catalytic activity. The record is from RefSeq and is a predicted model, not a curated record. The transcript has a single exon. The coding region runs from base 79 to 1233 and encodes 384 amino acids. Lineage: Eukaryota; Fungi; Ascomycota; Sordariomycetes; Diaporthales; Diaporthaceae.
CACGUCGGCUCUUGAACAUCGUUCAUCAGCACUUGCUUGCCAACCUGCCCCAGCCCCAAGUGAGCGCCAGUCAAAAUAAUGUCAUCACUUGUAAGGGCAGCGGCGUGCCAUGCCUCGCCUGUGUUUCUAUCUGCACGAGCGACGACAGACAAAGCCCUCUCUCUGAUACACCAAGCAGCAAGGAACAAGGCAAAUCUCAUCGUUUUCCCAGAGACAUACAUUCCUGCCUUUCCCCUCUGGAGCUCUCUGAGAGCCCCGACCGAGAAUCAUGACCUGUUUCAGCGUAUGGCUCUCGAAUCCGUUUUUGCUGAUGGCGAGGAGAUCCAAGCCAUCCGCGCUACUGCCAAACAAACCGGGGCUAUCGUCAGCGUAGGAAUAUCGGAGAAGGUCCACUCCAGUAGCGCGACGCUGUACAAUUCUAACCUGCUUAUCGGAAGCAAUGGGGACGUGCUGGUACAUCACCGGAAGCUUGUGCCGACCUUCUUUGAGAAGUUGACCUGGAGCAAUGGGGACGGUCACGGCCUGAAAGUCUCGGAAACAGCAUUCGGGAAAAUUGGCAAUCUCAUAUGCGGCGAGAAUACGAACUCACUAGCCCGAUACGCUCUUAUGGCUCAAGGUGAACAGAUUCAUAUCUCCACAUGGCCUGCAGCAUGGCCCACUAGGACGAUGAAGCCAGCAUCUCUACACCCCGCCAGUAUUGACCGAGGGAAGACCGAAAGUUUUCCGAAUGGAAUUUCGUCCAUUGUGAGAAAUAGGAACUACGACAACAUAUCAGCUAACAAAGUGCGCGCUGCUGCUCAUUGCUUCGAGGCCAAAUGUUACGGAAUAGCGUGCGCUGGAGUCCUUGACAGUGACGCUAUUAGUAUCAUCGCCGACGGAACUGAGGACUCGGAAAGAGUGUCCGAGGUCUUAAGGGGUUCCCCAAGGAGUGUCAGCAUGUUUUUCGACCCCGCCGGGGCACCAAUGCAAGCCUUUACUGUUAAUGCUUCCGGUCAAAGAGAAUCAAAGGAGUUCUUGCAGCACGAAGAAGGCAUUUUGUAUGCAGAUUUCAACUUGGAGGACUGUAUCGAGGGUAAACAGUACCAUGACAUAUCAGGGGGUUACCAGAGGCUAGACGUAUUCGAACUCAAGGUCAACCGCCACCGGAAGAGGCCUGCAAUAUUCCUGGACAACGCAGAAGACAAGCCGGUGGACAUUCAAAUCCCUGUUCAGCCAACAGAAGUGGCUAAAUAGUAUGAGGGUUGGUGGGCUAUGAUAGUUUCGUUUCUAAUCCUCAUACAUAUAUGGUUUCGCUUCUA